AUGUCCGAGCAAGACGUUCAUCCAAGCAAAUACAACAAAUUGCGAAGUAUCUGCAAAUAUUAUGUCGAUUCAUAUCUUGCAUUGUAUCAGCUAAAAACUGAAAAAGAAGAAGAAUUAAAGUCAAUUUACAAAAUGAUCAAAACAGAAUUGAUUGAUUCAAAGAAAUAUCUUCCCACAAAUGCUAUUGAAGACAUUUUAUAUAUCAUUCCAUUUAACAAUCGCUAUACAAAGUCAUAUUUAUUUCUUGCCAAACUCAUAUCUGAUGAUUACCAUAUCACAUAUGUCAACCGUGUUGAAACUAUUUCAAACUUCUUAUUUUAUAAAGAAUAUGGAAUUAAAUUAUACAAAUCUGAUGAUUUUGAAAAAGUUAACUCAGAAAAUCUGGACAUUCAUACAGAAAAUACGAUUUACAGGGCCAUUAUGUAUAAUGACCUAGAAACAUUCAUCUCAUUCACUGAACAAGAAGAAUUUGACAAAGAUCAAAGACUUGAAAGCAAAUUAUAUCCAGUCUCUUAG
Messenger RNA from Trichomonas vaginalis G3, 516 nucleotides. Its product is annotated as protein ubiquitination. The coding region runs from base 1 to 516 and encodes 171 amino acids. The record is from RefSeq and is a predicted model, not a curated record. The transcript has a single exon. NCBI's taxonomy places the organism in Eukaryota, Parabasalia, Trichomonadida, Trichomonadidae.